ACUCACCAAUGGGCUGCCAAGAUGGAGCCUGUGCCUCAAGAACAUUCUGGAUUUGGCCCAAUCCACAGCUACGAGCGUUUACGUCACUCAAUACACAUUUCCAAACAGCUGUUGUAAAUAGAAUGACAGACGGCUAGCUAGUCUUUGAUACCGACAAUAAGCAUAUAUUUUUACUACUUCGGAUGUCCAUUACAGGCUUUUGCCUCCUAAAAAUGGACUAAACGAAAGUUAGACCUGAAUUUAAACUGCCACCGCCUCAGCGCUCUUUGGAACAUCAAAACGUGAUGCAUUUAGCUAGCUAACGUUGCAAACUUGUACUAACGAGUUAACGUUAGCAGGCUAGCAAGGACGGUACUACUUGGACCAAGGGGAAUUGAGCAGUUCGCUAACAGUCUGGCUCGCUAAUUUAUUGUUAUCAAUCUGGACAGCUGACCAAUUAGCUAGGCAGCUAACGUUAGGUAGCUAGUUUACGCACGCUGCUUUGCUGGAGAAGUGGGCCCACGCUAAGAUAGCCGGUCAGACGCGCCCACCUAACAUUAGCUAGGUUAACUAAUUAACUAACGUUGAUGCUCAUAUCUCCCGCCUGUCCGCUGGUCAGACCGGGGAGACUGCCCUGUCACGGAGCUUCGUUGUGGCCGAUGCCACCGGCCCCGUCUGCGGAGGGAAGCGAAGCACCAGUUCCUGGAAAAUCCGAACGGGACUGUGGCUGUGUGCGCAGUGACAGCUCUGUAUUUGAUUGUAGUUAGUUAGCCAGCUAACCGUUAGCCAGUGCUGUAGAACCAGUGUAAGGUGAGGAGCGAUGGGGGAGUUAAAUAAAGAGGUUGUGGAUAUAGUUUGGGAAAGACCAGGCAGCAACGGGAUGUCCGCUUCAAUCUUUCGGAGAUGGACCCAAGGGUUGGUCUUCAGUGAGACAGAACACACAGCACUGGAGCAGUUUGAAGGAGGACCCUGCGCUGUCAUUGCUCCUGUACAGGCCUUCCUUCUGAAGAACAUCUUGUUUAACAGAGAGAGUUCUAACUGGAGACACAUCACAGAGGAGGAGCAGAAAGCGGCCCUGUGUUCUACUCUGGCUGAGAUCCUGGAACAGGCCUGCUCUACCUCCUCCACUACCUCCUACUGCCUAGUGACCUGGGCCAAGGGACAGAGCCCCCACACUACCACUCACACACCCCUCACAGGGGGUCCAGAGACCAGCCAGACCCUGCAAGACCAGCAACCUACUGCUUUGGCUGCUGAGGAUCUUGGCUUUGAGCGGUUUCACAGCAUCCUCCAAAAGCGUAUUGUGAAGUCAUUAUCAGAGCUUAGAGAGGAGGUUGUGUCUCUCUACGAAACCUGGAAAGGGCGCUGUGGAGUCCUGCUCUUCCUCUACUCUGUCAUCCUCACCAAGGGGAUAGAGAACAUCAGGAAUGAGAUUGAAGAUACUACAGAGCCUCUCAUAGAUCCAGUCUAUGGCCACGGCAGUCAGAGUCUGGUUAACCUGUUAGUGACGGGCCAUGCUGUCUCUAAUGUGUGGGACGGAGACAGGGAGUGCUCUGGCAUGAAGCUCCAUGGUAUCCACAACCAGGCAUCAGUGGGCUUCCUCACUCUCAUGGAGUCACUACGCUACUGCAAGGUGGGUGCGUUCCUGAAGUCUCCGAAGUUCCCUAUAUGGAUCCUUGGCAGUGAGACUCAUCUCUCAGUGUUCUUCGCCAAGACUACCCCAGGGAAUCUCCCGGUGUGA
Coregonus clupeaformis (lake whitefish) is the source of this 1720-nucleotide messenger RNA. RefSeq names its product ubiquitin carboxyl-terminal hydrolase MINDY-3-like. Gene Ontology annotation, molecular function: K48-linked deubiquitinase activity; cysteine-type deubiquitinase activity. The coding region runs from base 800 to 1720 and encodes 306 amino acids. Gene Ontology annotation, biological process: protein K48-linked deubiquitination. The transcript has 11 exons. Lineage: Eukaryota; Metazoa; Chordata; Actinopteri; Salmoniformes; Salmonidae. The record is from RefSeq and is a predicted model, not a curated record.